AUGGCGGUGAAAACUUACGGCGAAAAACCCGUCAGUUUUCAGCUUGAUGAGGAUGGAGAAUUUUUCUGUAUUGGAUCUGAGGUGGGAAAUUAUUUGCGACUCUUUCGCGGUUCUCUCUACAAGAAAUAUCCCGGACUGACGCGGAGGAAUGUAACAGUGGAAGAAAGACGCAAAUUGGCCGAAUUGGGAUUGUCACAAGCCGUUCUAGCAUCUAGCAUUUCAUUGCUAAAGGCGAGUGAAGUGGAAGACUUGAUAGAAGGGAAUGACGAUCGAUAUAAAGCCAUUUCCGUGCACUCUGAAGUGCACGUUGCUCCUAAAGAAACGAAGGCCCGGAAAACGGCAUGGACACUUCCGCCUCCUUCUUCUUCGCAGCAUCUUGACGCUGUUCCUCAAGCAACUCCAAUAAAUCGUAAUAGGAUCGGGACCAAGAAAGUCCGAACCUUUGAUGACACUGACGUUGUUUCCCUUCAUGAAAACGCUGCCGCAAUGGAAGUACUGGUACCGAUUCGCCUGGACAUGGAGAUAGAUGGCUUGAAACUCCGCGAUACCUUUUGUUGGAAUAAGAAUGAAACCUUAAUCACCCCGGAAAUGUACGCUGAAAUUCUCUGCGAUGAUCUCGAUCUUAACCCGUUGACGUUCGCUGGUGCGAUAGCGCAGUCGAUCAGGCAACAAGUGGAGCAGUUCAACACUGAUUCCAUACUCACUGAACAAUCCGACCAGCGUGUUUUGAUAAAGUUGAACGUCCACGUCGGGAAUAUUUCUCUGGUGGAUCAGUUUGAGUGGGACAUGAGUGAAAAGCACAAUGUAUCUCCCGAAGAAUUUGCUGGUCAAUUGUGUGCCGAAUUGGGACUUGGUGGAGAAUUCGUGACUGCCAUUUCCUAUUCCAUUCGUGGCCAGCUUGCGUGGCAUCAGCGUACUUACUUGAUGAAUGAUAAUCUCGGACCUGUGGAAACACCGUACAGAAAUCCCGGCGAUGCCGAGCAAUGGUCGCCCUUCCUGGAAACUCUUACCGACGCAGAAAUGGAGAAGAAAAUAAGAGACCAGGACAGGAACACUCGCCGAAUGCGACGUCUGGCCAAUACGACCACUGAUGGGGGCGACUUUUACUGCAUCGGCUCUGAGGUGGGGAAUUAUUUGAGACUUUUUCGUGGAGCGUUGUACAAAAAAUAUCCGGGCCUCUACAGGCGGAAUGUGUCCCCGGAAGAACGCAAGAAACUUUUGGAGAUGGGUCUCACUCACGCCGUAUUUGCAUCGAACAUCUCCCUUCUGAAGUCUAGUGAAGUUGAAGAUGUCCUUGACGGCAAGGACGAUAAAUACAAAGCUAUGGCCGUGCAGCAUGCUGAAGUCGCCGUGGUAGCUCGUGACAUAAAGACUAGAAAGUCUGCAGUUUCCAUCCCGGUUCCUUCAUCAACUCAGCAUUUGGAUGCCGUCCCACAGGCUACUCCGAUAAAUCGUAACCGUUUGGGAGUGAAAAAGAUACGGACGUUUCCUUUGGUCUUGGAUGAUACAGACCCUGUGAGCCUCCAUGAGAAUGCUUCUGCACCUGAAAUUCUUGUUCCCAUUCGUCUCGACAUGGAAAUCGACGGGUUGAAACUAAAAGAUACAUUCUGCUGGAACAAGAAUGAAACUCUCAUUACUCCAGAAAUGUACUCCGAGAUUUUAUGUGACGAUUUGGACUUGAAUCCCAUAUCGUUUGCGCCGGCUAUCGCACAAUCCAUCCGACAGCAAGUUGAACAGUACCAAGCGGAGAGUGUGACCACGGAGAAUUGCGAUCAGCGUGUGCUCAUCAAUUUGAAUGUGCACGUUGGAAACGUAUCUUUGGUUGACAAAUUGGAAUGGGACAUGAGCGAGAAGAACAACAUCACUCCUGAAGAAUUUUCCACGAAACUCUGCGCUGAACUAGGUCUUGGUGGGGAGUUCAUAUCUGCAAUUGCUUACUCUAUUCGUGGACAGCUCACGUAUCAUCAUCGAUGCUGGUUUUCAAUGAAUGACUGCCCUUUGCAUCUGACUGAUCCCGUCGGAACUCCGUACCGAAACGCUUCUGAUGCAGAACAGUGGUCUCCAUUCCUGGAGACACUAACAGACGCUGAGAUGGAGAAGAAAAUACGCGACCAGGACAGAAAUACUCGUCGAAUGCGACGCUUGGCAAAUACUGUCUGGUGAAAUGAUAUUGAGAUGAUUUCAUUCGGAAAACGAACUGCCUCAUUCAACAGCUUGCGUUGUCACCCAACUCAUAGAUUACGUUUUGCUUUAAUACGUAUCCUUCGUGAAUAGUUCAAGUGUAAAAGAUUUUUAAAUAUUUCCCCGUAUAUAUGUGUUGAGCUUGUGGGAUCUUGGUAUGAAUUUGAUACAUUUUGAAUGUUUCGACGCAUUUUGGUCUUUUCAGUAACUUGGAGAUCUCAGUUCGAUCGUUGAAGCGGCUCUCGGAAUAAUUUUAAACGAGUCUGUUUUAUAAUGCCUUUGAAACAUGAACACGAAUGAAGAUUUUUUACGUGCCUA
This is a messenger RNA of Notodromas monacha, 2499 nucleotides long. The record is from the annotation of a GenBank genome assembly. Lineage: Eukaryota; Metazoa; Arthropoda; Ostracoda; Podocopida; Cyprididae.